Messenger RNA from Danio rerio (zebrafish), 1317 nucleotides. Lineage: Eukaryota; Metazoa; Chordata; Actinopteri; Cypriniformes; Danionidae. The record is from RefSeq and is a predicted model, not a curated record.
AGCAGCAGGAGGGAGAAGUGCUGAAAUCCCUCGUGACGUCACGGAGAGAUAAUGGGAGAGGAGUCAGCAGCAGAUGCAGGAAACAGCGCUGCCCCUUUAAAUAUCGCACUCAUGCCUCGGAUGGAGCUUUAGAGGAACCGCAGAGCUCCAGAAAAACAGCCCAAAAAAUCCAUCGUGACAUGACAACCGGAUUUUAACACUGCGUCUUUCAUACAUCAACAUUUAGGCCUUAACCUUCAGAAUCAUGCCAGAACAGAGCAAUGAUUAUCGGGUGGUUGUAUUUGGAGCCGGCGGGGUGGGCAAGAGCUCGCUGGUCCUGCGUUUUGUGAAGGGGACGUUUCGAGAGAGCUAUAUCCCCACUGUCGAGGACACCUACAGGCAGGUGAUCAGCUGCGACAAGAGCAUCUGCACCCUCCAGAUCACAGACACCACAGGCAGCCACCAGUUUCCAGCCAUGCAGCGUCUGUCAAUCACCAAAGGCCACGCAUUCAUCCUGGUCUACUCCAUCACCAGCAAACAGUCUCUGGAGGAGCUCAAGCCUAUAUUUGAGCAGAUCUGCCAGAUUAAAGGCGACAUCGAGAACAUCCCCAUCAUGCUGGUGGGCAACAAGAGCGAUGAAAUGAACAUUCGUGAGUUGGAGAGCGGUGACGGAGAGGCCUUGGCAAAGAAGUGGAAAUGUGCCUUUAUGGAGACGUCAGCCAAGACAAAUCACAACGUCAAAGAGCUGUUCCAGGAGCUGCUCAACCUGGAGAAGCGCAGGACAGUCAGCCUUCAGAUCGACGGCAAGAAGAGCAAGCAGCAAAAACGGGCUGAGAAGCUGAAAGGCAAAUGUGUGGUCAUGUGAAGAAGUGUGUCUGAAAAACCAAAACGUUUUCACAUUCAUGAUAUUGAAGGAUUGGUUAACCCUAAUAUUUAAAAUACUGUCAUUAUGUACUCAAAGUCGUUCCAGAAACAUUGAGGGUGCAUUAUUUUCUAAUCAUUCAAAGUAAUUAUUCCACUUAUCCAGUGGUUCCCAAACCUAAAUACACUCAGAUGUUGUAUUUCAAGACAUUUGUCAGGGUUUGUUGUCAACCCUGCAGGCACAGGUCGUCAAUAUGAUGUCAUAUUGACAUUGUAUCCAAAUGUACCCCAACAUCAUGAGGACGUUGGAUUUUGUUUGGAAAUAAAAAUCAGGUUGACAUCAGAACCCAUCGUCAGGCUGGCAUCAAUAUCCAGCGUCAAACCUAAUAUCAACGUCUAAUCAUGUUACACCUUGACGUUGUGUGGACGUUAUCACUAUGACAUCUAUCAGACGUUGGGUUUUGGUCAUUUUCAAAC